Molecule: messenger RNA, 1470 nt
Organism: Phycomyces blakesleeanus NRRL 1555(-)
Lineage: Eukaryota; Fungi; Mucoromycota; Mucoromycetes; Mucorales; Phycomycetaceae
Exons: 8
Coding region: 1-1470 (489 amino acids)
Source: RefSeq, a predicted model, not a curated record
AUGCCAACAGAAGCAAAAAAAUAUGACUAUGUAGUCGCUAUUGACCUUGGGACAACAUACUCAGGGCACGCUUGGGUUGAUAUUCAAGAAUACGAGCGCAAAGAGAAAGACGUUAGUAAGCACACACAGCCACAUCUUCAUUGUGAUCAUGUGGGAAAAUUCAAACUGUGGCUGGACAGAACCAUGAAGGAUCCUACACCUCUUCCAAAUGGACUGACACCUAUAGAAGUAAUCUCGGACUAUCUGAGAUACUUGCAUAUGGCCGCCGUAGACGAAAUUGUCGAAAAGGGACUAAAGGAUCUUUCAAGGAUCAGAUAUUGUCUCACGGUUCCAAUUAUAUGGUCUGAAGAAUCCCGAUCGAUUAUGAGAGACGCUGCCAUUAUUUCUGGGAUUAUUAAAAAAGACGACGACCCAGAUAGAUUAAUUAUAGUUGACGAACCCGUAGCUGCUGCCAUGUAUUGUGAAGCUAUCUUUCCAGAAUUCUGUUUAGACGAUGGAAAUCGGUAUAUGAUAUGCGAUGCUGGAGGUGGUACAGUGGAUUUGGCUACAUUCGAAAUCGACAAAUCAACAGGAAAGAAUGGGCUACGUGAAAUAACAAUGGGGUCAGGCAGCUUGUGUGGCUCUUCUUUUUUGGAUGUACUGUUCGCAAAGCUAUUGAAGGAACGUCUCUCUAAUCUCACAGAGAAUCAAGUAACUACAUUUAUUUUAACAAAUGACUUUUCAUACAAAAAGCUUACAUUCGAUAACAAACGUGAUCUUGAUGUACUUGGUUACUACAAUGAAGAAGGUCCAGAGUACGGAAUUAAAGAGAUCACAGUUAGUUUCUCAAGAUAUCAGAUAUGUGAAGAGGUUUUUGAGCCAGUGGUUUGUCAAGUGAUUGAGCUUAUAGAGAACCAACUUGGACAGCUCGGGAGCAGACGAUUGGAUGUUAUGUUUAUCACUGGAGGCUUUGGACAGUCUCCUUAUUUGAACAAUCAUGGACAAUUAGCCGUAAUCCGUGGAGCUCUUUUGUAUGGUGUCAAUCCACAAGAAAUCACUCAACGAAUUUUACGUCGAACCUAUGGCAUCAAAUUCGACACACCUUCUGGAAGUCAAGACAACCUAUCCAUGAAGAUGUAUGGAUCAAAAAGAAAAUUUUAUGGAGCAAGAAUAGUUUACCGGUUAUAUGACCUUCCGGUACCCCAAAAUCCUAGUCCAGAGGAUCUUGAUAUUGUCGCUAUGUUUGACACUAAGUUCCAAAUCGACUCCAAACAACUAAAGAAGCAAACAAUCAUGGUACUGAACUUGCGUUUUGGCUUAGACAAGAUUCAUAUCAAAGUCAAUAUUGCUGGAAGAGAAUUUGAUUAUAUCACUGUACAUGAUAUUACGGGAGAGAAAGAGAAGCUCUCAUAUACUGAGAUUAAUCCCCCACCUUCAGGGAAAAUUCGAAAAUUAUUUCUUAUGGAUGAGAUAGUAAAAUAUCUUCCUUGA